CUGUGAAGUGAUUUGGUGGAAUUGGUGGAAGAGGUGGUGAACGAGGAGUUGGGAUCAGGGAAAUUGGACACUGAUAUCUAGAAGAAAUGGGACUAGCGGAGAGAGAGGCCGAAAUGCAGGAGCUAGAAACCUCGAGACCCGGCAGAUCGCGAGAUCUCUUUGGCGUGCAGCUCGAGGUUACCUCUUUACUUUUAGAAGGUGAACGCAGAAAACUUGCAGUCCUCCAGAGGGAACUGCAAGUAGCUCUUGAAGAAGGAGGAAGCGUGAAAGUUAAAGAAAAGCAACGGCAGGAAUUGCUGCACGCCAUAUCGAAAAUUCAAGGACAGCACGAACAACUCGACAAGGAAUAUAGAAUCCACGCUGCCGGUGUUCUCUUAUGCAACUCGAGGGGUUCCGGGAAGGUAAGCGUUUUGUCAUUAUUCUUUCCUCCCUUGGCCGUGAUUUACCGAAGAUAA
Messenger RNA from Apis laboriosa (Himalayan honeybee), 455 nucleotides. RefSeq lists its product as uncharacterized. The record is from RefSeq and is a predicted model, not a curated record. The transcript is spliced from 4 exons. Bases 87 to 455 code for a protein of 122 amino acids. Lineage: Eukaryota; Metazoa; Arthropoda; Insecta; Hymenoptera; Apidae.